GUGUCUCGCCGCGGCGGCUUCGCACGGUGGCGGCGGCAAUGGCGCGGCUCUUGCUCCCGGCGGCGGUCCUCUUCUUGGCCGUCCUUGGAUCGGCGGAGGCGGGGGCCGAGGAGGCGGCGGCGCUGCUGGAGUUCAAGCGCGCGCUGCUCGACGUGGACGGGCGGCUCUCCGGCUGGGGCGGCGCGGGCGCGGACCCGUGCGGGUGGGCCGGCAUUGCCUGCUCCGCCGCCGGCGAGGUCACCGGGGUCAAGCUCCACGGCCUCAACCUCCACGGCGGGCUCUCCGCCGCCGUCUGCGCGCUCCCGCGCCUCGCCGUCCUCAACGUCUCCAGGAACGCGCUCGCGGGCGCCGUCCCGCCCGGCCUCGCCGCCUGCGCCGCGCUCGAGGUCCUCGACCUCAGCACCAACGGGCUCCACGGCGCCGUCCCGCCGGAGCUCUGCGCGCUGCGGGCCCUCCGCCGCCUCUUCCUCAGCGAGAACCUGCUCGCCGGCGAGAUCCCCGCCGCCAUCGGCAACCUCACCGCGCUCGAGGAGCUCGAAAUCUACAGCAACAACCUCACCGGGAAGAUCCCCACAUCCAUCCGCGCGCUGCGGCGGCUCCGCGUCAUCCGCGCCGGGCUCAACGACAUCUCCGGCCCCAUCCCCGUCGAGCUCACCGAGUGCGCCAGCCUCGAGGUGCUCGGGCUCGCGCAGAACAACCUCGCCGGGGAGCUGCCCAGGGAGCUCUCCCGCCUCAAGAACCUCACCACAUUGAUCCUCUGGCAGAACGCCCUCUCCGGCGAGGUCCCGCCGGAGCUCGGGAGCUGCACCAACCUCCAGAUGCUCGCCCUCAACGAUAACGCCUUCACCGGUGGCGUGCCCAGGGAGCUCGCCGCGCUGCCGUCGCUCUUAAAGCUGUACAUUUACCGGAACCAGCUCGACGGCACCAUCCCGCCGGAGCUGGGAAACCUGCAGAGUGUACUGGAGAUUGACCUCUCGGAGAACAAGCUCACUGGCAUCAUCCCCGGCGAGCUUGGCCGGAUACCCACGCUCCGGCUGCUCUACCUCUUCGAGAACCGUCUGCAAGGUAGCAUCCCGCCGGAGCUCGGCCAGUUGAGCAGCAUAAGAAAGAUUGACUUGUCCAUCAACAACCUCACCGGCAAAAUUCCGAUGGCGUUUCAGAACCUGAGCAGCUUGGAGUACUUGGAACUCUUCGAUAACCAACUCCAUGGCACCAUCCCUCCAUUAUUGGGGGCCAACAGUAACCUCUCAGUGCUCGACUUGUCCGACAACCAGCUGACUGGUAGGAUCCCUCCUCACCUCUGCAAGUACCAGAAGCUCAUGUUCUUGAGCCUCGGAUCGAACCGCCUCAUCGGCAACAUCCCUCCAGGAUUGAAGGCUUGCAGAACUCUGACACAGCUCCGGUUGGGGGGCAACAUGCUGACAGGGAGCCUCCCGGUCGAGCUGUGGCAACUACAGAACCUGACCUCGCUUGAAAUGAACCAGAACCGGUUCUCUGGGCCAAUACCGCCUGAGAUUGGCAAGUUCAGGAGCAUAGAGAGGCUCAUUUUGUCCAACAAUUACUUUGUUGGACAGAUCCCUGCUGCCAUUGGCAACCUGACGGAGCUUGUCGCCUUCAACAUUUCAUCAAACCAGCUCAGCGGACCAAUUCCCCGAGAGCUAGCGCAGUGUAAAAAGCUUCAAAGGCUUGAUCUCAGUAGAAACUCCCUCACUGGAGUGAUUCCUCAAGAGAUUGGUGGGCUGGUGAACCUGGAGCUACUCAAGCUGUCUGACAACAGUCUGAAUGGAACCAUUCCGAGAAGUUUUGGAGGCCUUUCGCGGCUCAUAGAACUGGAGAUGGGAGGCAACCGUCUGUCUGGUCAGGUCCCAGUUGAGCUUGGUGAGCUCACUGCCCUUCAGAUCGCCCUAAAUGUCAGUCACAACAUGUUGUCAGGUGAGAUCCCCACACAGCUAGGGAACUUGCACAUGCUGCAGUACCUUUUCUUGGACAACAAUGAGCUUGAAGGUCAAGUUCCUUCCUCAUUCAGUGACCUUUCAAGCCUGUUGGAGUGCAACCUGUCUUACAACAAUCUUGUUGGGCCGCUUCCCAGCACCCCGCUGUUCGAGCACUUGGACAGCAGCAACUUCCUUGGGAACAAUGGCCUUUGUGGCAUCAAAGGGAAAGCAUGUCCAGAUUCAUCAGUGUCAUCCUAUUCAAGCAAGGAACAAGAAGCGCAAAAGAAGCGCUUUCUCAGGGAGAAGAUUAUCAGCAUUGCCUCCAUUGUCAUUGCUUUGGUUUCGUUGGUGCUAAUUGCAGUUGUUUGCUGGGCCUUAAGAGCCAAGAUACCGGAGCUUGUAUCAAGUGAUGAGCGCAAGACUGGGUUCUCCGGCCCUCACUACUGCAUGAAGGAACGGGUGACCUAUCAAGAGCUUAUGAAAGCAACCGAGGACUUUUCAGAGAGUGCUGUGAUUGGAAGGGGUGCCUGUGGCACAGUCUACAAGGCCGUCAUGUCUGAUGGCCGGAAACUUGCUGUGAAGAAGCUGAAGUCUCAAGGAGAAGGUUCCAACAUCGACAGAAGCUUCCGAGCUGAGAUAACCACACUUGGAAAUGUCAGGCACCGCAACAUUGUCAAGCUGUAUGGCUUCUGCUCUCAUCAGGACUCAAAUCUUAUCCUGUAUGAGUACAUGGCAAAUGGUAGCCUUGGGGAGUUGCUUCAUGGAAGCAAGGAUGCCUAUCUUCUGGACUGGGACACCCGAUACCGGAUCGCUCUUGGGGCUGCUGAAGGCCUGCGGUAUCUUCACAGCGAUUGCAAGCCACAGGUGAUUCACCGUGAUAUCAAAUCUAAUAACAUUCUGCUUGAUGAGAUGAUGGAGGCUCAUGUGGGGGACUUUGGCCUGGCCAAGCUUAUUGACAUUUCCAACUCCAGAACAAUGUCUGCUGUUGCUGGUUCAUAUGGGUACAUUGCACCAGAGUAUGCCUUCACCAUGAAGGUCACCGAGAAGUGUGAUGUUUACAGUUUCGGGGUAGUUUUGUUGGAACUACUAACCGGACAAUCUCCAAUUCAGCCUCUUGAGAAAGGAGGAGAUCUUGUGAAUUUGGUGAGGCGGAUGAUGAACAAAAUGACACCAAAUACGGUGUUUGACAGCAGAUUGGACCUGAGCUCAAGGAGAGUUGUGGAAGAAAUGUCUCUGGUGCUAAAAAUUGCAAUGUUCUGCACCAACGAGUCACCAUUUGAUAGGCCCAGCAUGAGAGAAGUCAUAUCCAUGCUAAUCGACGCAAGAGCGUCCUCAUAUGAUUCAUUUUCCUCGCCAGCAUCCGAGGCACCUAUAGAAGAUGACUCCUCCCCAAAAGUUUAGAGGAGUAUCAUCGAUCUAUGUUACCAGGCAUGCAUCAAGUGGCUAUCCACAAAUUAACUGAAUUCAUAGCUGAAGACCAUCUAGUCUGAACUAUUGAGCUCCAAGAAGUUGCUGGGUAUAACAGGGACUUCUAAUGGAAAAGAGAUCUGUCUUUCUGACCAAGACUAACCACCAGUUGAAGGCUAGAAGCAUUUGAUAGUGCCUCAGCUAGUGCUCUUUCAAUAGAGGCAGACACCUUGAGUGUUCCUUUUCUGAAACGCUCGACUAGGCAGAUAGGUUCAUUUCAGCAGAACAUACAGAUUCAAUUAUCACUAGCUUGACAUUGUACAUACUACAUAGACCAUAGUGUGGCUACAAUAAAUAAUUACAGAUUAUUUAUUCCUAACAGGGACUUAUUCCUAACUGUAACAUGAUAAAAGUGAAUUGAAUUACCAUGUAUGGACAAGCCU
Molecule: messenger RNA, 3784 nt
Organism: Panicum hallii
Lineage: Eukaryota; Viridiplantae; Streptophyta; Magnoliopsida; Poales; Poaceae
Product: leucine-rich repeat receptor-like serine/threonine-protein kinase At1g17230
Exons: 3
Coding region: 39-3335 (1098 amino acids)
Biological process (GO): hormone-mediated signaling pathway; protein phosphorylation
Cellular component (GO): plasma membrane
Molecular function (GO): protein kinase activity; protein binding; ATP binding
Source: RefSeq, a predicted model, not a curated record